This is a messenger RNA of Ramularia collo-cygni, 381 nucleotides long. RefSeq names its product related to U6 snRNA-associated Sm-like protein LSm4. The transcript is spliced from 3 exons. Gene Ontology annotation, cellular component: U6 snRNP; spliceosomal tri-snRNP complex; P-body. The coding region runs from base 1 to 381 and encodes 126 amino acids. Gene Ontology annotation, molecular function: U6 snRNA binding. Lineage: Eukaryota; Fungi; Ascomycota; Dothideomycetes; Mycosphaerellales; Mycosphaerellaceae. Gene Ontology annotation, biological process: nuclear-transcribed mRNA catabolic process; mRNA splicing, via spliceosome; spliceosomal snRNP assembly. The record is from RefSeq and is a predicted model, not a curated record.
AUGCUCCCUCUCGGCCUGCUCACCGCGGCGCAAGGCCAUCCCAUGCUUGUGGAGCUCAAGACUGGCGAAACACUGAAUGGUCAUCUCGUCAGCUGCGACACAUACAUGAACAUCACAUUGAAGGAAGUUGUGCAAACAAGUCCCGACGGCGACAAGUUCUUCAGGUUACCGGAAUGCUACGUGAGAGGAAACAACAUCAAGUAUUUGCGAGUUCCAGACGAAGUUGUGGACUCCGUGAAGGAGCAGCAGGCGAAUCAACAAAGUCAGCGCGGAGGCAGAGGUGGCAUGGGUCAGCGGGGAGAUCACGGCGGUGGACGUGGCGACAGGGGACGCGGUCGGGGUAGAGGAGGACCUGGGAGAGGUAGAGGACGUGGUGGGUGA